This is a messenger RNA of Miscanthus lutarioriparius, 585 nucleotides long. The record is from the annotation of a GenBank genome assembly. Lineage: Eukaryota; Viridiplantae; Streptophyta; Magnoliopsida; Poales; Poaceae.
AUGACAGAGCGGGACAGAAGCCUCCACGAGAUCGAGGUCGAGGGAGCAGCAAUUGCAAAGAUCAAGAAGGAGCUCACCCGCGACAUACCCUACCUUGUCGUCGUCGACAACCUCGAGAGCGAGAGGGACUGGUGGGAUGGCUGCGCCAUUAAGGAGCUCCUGCCCCUCGGCGGCUCCCCAGCCUGCACGGGGUUUAGAGACGAGGACAUGGCUGUCCUUAGGGACAUCCAAGAGAAGGUCUGCGGCGUGGCUCUAGGCCUCGUCCUCGUCGGCUCAAUACUGUCCGAGAUCGCCGUCAGUCCGGCCGAGCUACGAGAAACGAUGAGCGACGCGCCGCACCGGGCGCCGACGUGGUCACCCAAGGACGACGCCACGGCGCUCGACUUGUCGGUCGAGCUGCCGCCGCCGGAACUCGCGCGGUUCAUCACGCGCUCCGCGCUACCGCUCGCCGCACGCUCCGUGAUCGGGUACUCUUUGUAUGGCUAUGGCGCCGCGCUCGAGCUGCUCCGGGAGGCUACCGACGUCGUUGUCGAGGCCGAGGAUUCGUGCAUCGGCGUGCCUCGCCGGAUUAAUGACACCAAGUAA